AUGAUGCAAACGAACACCUUUUCGCAACGCGUUCACGUUUCUUCGUGUUCUCAGUUACGCGUAAACAGGCGAAGCCCGUGCGCCGCGAGUGCAGGGAGCGCGACAAGAGCCUGUGCUCGAAAACCUCGAUGCGUCUUCCAACCGAAUUCUACUCAACAAUGUGAACAUAAACAACAACAAAAGAUGAUGAUGAUGAUGAUUAUCAACGACAAAAGCAAAAUCAAGGAGAGUACAAAGAGAAUCGCCGUGUGUUCUGCAACGACGGCAGCUGCCGCAGAUGCGGCGGACGCAUCCGGUGAAAACGCUGCCGUCGUGAAUACAAUCAAAGCCAUUUUUGGAGCUGGUGGUUUCGCAUUGCCGUGGGCGUUUGCUCAAGGCGGGACGGUGUUAGUAACCGCGUGUUUAUUGUCCUCGCUCGUGUUAUCCAUGGAAACCUUGCGAAUGCUCGUUGCUGCGCAAGAUGUGGUUGUGAGUAACAACACCGCGUCUGAAUCUGAUGUUUCCACCUACGCCGGAUUGACGAAAGUCGCACUCGGCGCCUUUGGGGAAAAUCUGAACAAGACUUUAAACGUUGUCACGUGCUUUGGCAUUACCGUUUCGUACUUGUUAUUCAUUUCUGAAACUGCGGUCGCGAUGUUUCCGGCGGCAACGGCGGCAACCAUCACGAAAGUCCAAGCAGUAUCGGCAAUCACGCCAUUAGUUUUGGGAUUAUCCUGGAUUCGCAACAUGGCGGGUGUGAAUAUUAUCUCUUUGGUCGGAACGUGCUCGGUAGCGCUCGGCAUGCUCGUGUGCGCGGUUUCCGCUGCGACGAAAAUUUCAAUGCCUGCGAGUCUUGCGGCGAUUCCAGUGGCGAACGUUGCCGCGUUCCCUGGAUUUUUUGGUACCGUCGCGUUUUUAUUCUUCAUUCACUUUACGUUGUUUGGGAUUCAGCAAGGUAUGCCGCAAAAAGAAAAAUUCUUAGGCGCAGCAUCCAAAGCGUUCGUGUUGAGUGCCAUUGUUGGUGGUCUCUUUGGUAUUAUUUGUGCGGUUGGUUUCGGUCCGAACGUUUCAUCGGUCGUCAUUACCAUGUUGGAAGGACCGAUUGGCGUCUUUGUGAAAGGCUUGUUGUGCGUAAACUUGUUGUUCACGUUCCCAAUCAUGGCGCAAUCCGCGCUUGUUGUGUGCGAAUCGGUCUUCACAAACAACGAUCCGGCGAAAGAGUUGGCCAAAUUGCCGGCGUUGAUUGUUCGCUCGGCGUUUGUUUUAUUCGCCGCUUUGUGCGCGACGUUGAUUCCGAACUUUGGCGCCGUUCUCGGGUACGUCGGCGGCGUGUGCUGCUGCGCGAUGACGCUCGUGUUACCGCCGGUGAUUUUAGACAAGUGUUCGAAGAAAGCGGGUCAAGCUCUCAGCUCUGCGGAUAAGUUGAAGAUUCCGGCGUUGACGCUCAUCGGGGUCGUGUGCAUGAUUUUAAGCGUAGUGUUGUAA
Molecule: messenger RNA, 1464 nt
Organism: Bathycoccus prasinos
Lineage: Eukaryota; Viridiplantae; Chlorophyta; Mamiellophyceae; Mamiellales; Bathycoccaceae
Product: amino Acid/Auxin permease family
Exons: 1
Coding region: 1-1464 (487 amino acids)
Biological process (GO): amino acid transmembrane transport
Cellular component (GO): vacuolar membrane
Molecular function (GO): amino acid transmembrane transporter activity
Source: RefSeq, a predicted model, not a curated record